AUGGCCGACAAUAGCACUCCAAUAAGUCUCUUAAAUAGCAACUUCACUGCAGAACCUACAAUUUUUCCAAAAUCUGGAUAUAGCAUUUUGUCAUUUCUGAUGUUUUUAAAUGCAGUAUUUUCAAUAUUUAACAAUAUGUUGGUAAUCAUUGUGACCAUAAAAUAUCCUCAGUUGCGCAGUCCUAUCAAUAUUUUUAUUUUAAACAUGUCAUUUUCUGAUCUGAUGAUGACUUUGUGUGGUACCACUAUUGUGGUCAGCACCAAUUACCAUGGAUACUUCUACCUCGGUGAAAGAUUUUGUAUUUUUCAAGGAUUUGCUGUAAACUACUUUGGAAUUGUCUCGCUCUGGUCUCUGACCAUCUUAGCCUACGAGAGGUACAAUGUUGUAUGCCAGCCAAUAGGAGCACUAAAACUAAGCAGCAUCAGGGGCUUCCAAGGCCUAAUAUUUAUCUGGAUUUUCUGUCUUAUUUGGGCUAUAGCACCACUUUUUGGUUGGAGCUCUUAUGGUCCUGAAGGAGUCCUAACAUCCUGUUCUAUUGGAUGGGAAGUGAGAUCCUGGAACAACUACAGUUACAUAAUUGCCUACUUUCUGACCUGUUUUGUUAUUCCUGUAAGCAUAAUUGGAUUUUCGUAUGGUAAAAUCCUUCAGUCACUUCAUAGGCUAAACAGGAAAAUUGAAGAACAAGGAGGGAAGACUAAUCCAGAAGAAGAAAAGCGAAUUGUACUCAUGGUCUUUUCCAUGGUGAUCGCUUUCCUUGUGUGCUGGUUACCGUACACAAUCUUUGCAUUGAUAGUUGUCAUCAAUCCAACACUUUACAUUUCACCACUUGCUGCAACUCUUCCUACAUACUUUGCCAAGACAAGUCCUGUGUACAAUCCAAUCAUUUACAUCUUCCUUAACAAAGAGUUCAGAAACUGCGCUGUCAAAUGUUUAACUUGUGGUCACAUCAGCUUAUCCACACCUGAAGAGGAAAGUGCUUCUAUGCAAGUCCCUGUUGAAACCAAAGUUGUUUCCAAACCUAACCAAGUGGCACCAACAGAAUAG
This is a messenger RNA of Spea bombifrons (plains spadefoot toad), 1044 nucleotides long. Its product is annotated as pinopsin-like. NCBI's taxonomy places the organism in Eukaryota, Metazoa, Chordata, Amphibia, Anura, Pelobatidae. Gene Ontology annotation, cellular component: photoreceptor outer segment; membrane. The coding region runs from base 1 to 1044 and encodes 347 amino acids. The transcript is spliced from 4 exons. Gene Ontology annotation, biological process: G protein-coupled receptor signaling pathway; visual perception; phototransduction. Gene Ontology annotation, molecular function: G protein-coupled receptor activity. The record is from RefSeq and is a predicted model, not a curated record.